Messenger RNA from Gymnodraco acuticeps, 2015 nucleotides. RefSeq names its product hydroxycarboxylic acid receptor 3-like. Gene Ontology annotation, molecular function: G protein-coupled receptor activity. Gene Ontology annotation, biological process: G protein-coupled receptor signaling pathway. The transcript has a single exon. Bases 266 to 1261 code for a protein of 331 amino acids. The record is from RefSeq and is a predicted model, not a curated record. Gene Ontology annotation, cellular component: membrane. NCBI's taxonomy places the organism in Eukaryota, Metazoa, Chordata, Actinopteri, Perciformes, Bathydraconidae.
AUAGUUUCAUAAUGAAGCCACGCUCCCCAGACGGAUAACAUUUACAGUUGUUUCCAAGCUCCUCUGGGUCAAUACCACUUCCCCGGAGAUAACACAUAGUGCACAGUUGUUUGCUCCACUUGUGAAUUAGCAUCUUGGUCCGAGAAUCAUUUGAAUGUGCGCAAACAUAAUUCCCUACCAAAGAAGUCACCUGGUACAGCAUAUCUGUGUUGACACUGUAGAACAGUUUAUAGCUGCUGGUCAGUGUUGAGCUUCACUCUUAAAGAUGAAUCUCACUCCUCCAGCCGACUGCUGCGCCUUCGAAUCGCCCAUCCUGGACCAGGUUUUGCCACCAAUACUGAUUAUGGAGUUCAUGUUUGGGCUGAUGGGGAACGUCGUCGCACUGUGGAUGUUCAUCUUUCACAUGGACACAUGGAAGCCCAACUCUGUGUACCUGACUCACCUGGCUGUUGCCGACUCCAUCGUGCUGUUCUGCCUGCCUUUCAGAGCUGACUACUACAGGCGUGGAAAGAACUGGCUGUACGGCGAUGUCAUGUGUCGCAUCCUGCUCUUUCUGCUGGCAGCCAACCGUGCGGCAGGGAUCUUCUUCCUCACCGCUGUAGCUGUUGACCGUUACUUCAAUAUUGUCCACCCAAUGAACCGGAUCAACCGGAUGGGUCUCGGCUACGCUCUCUGGGUCUCCCUCGCUCUCUGGGCUCUGAUUUUUCUUGCUACUGGGUAUCUUCUUGCGAAUGAGCACUUCUUCUACAAUGGAAACCAUACUCAGUGUGAGAGUUUCAACAUCUGCAUGGGCUUCAGUCCCCUCUCCACUUGGCACAACACUUUCUACGUCUCCCAGUUCUUCCUGCCCACUAUAAUCGUCGCUUUCUGCUCCGUCAGAAUUACGUGGCAGUUAAGAGCCAGGACUAUGGACAAGACGGGGAAAAUCAAACGAGCCGUUCAGUUUAUCUUGGCUGUCGCCUUGAUUUUUAUUAUCUGCUUCUUUCCCAGCACCAUAUCACGCAUUGCCGUCUGGAUCCUCAAGGCAUGGCACAAUGAAUGCAAAUACUUUGAAGAGGCCAACCUGGCAUUUUACACAUCGGUGUGUUUCACAUACUUCAACAGCGUCCUCAACCCUGUGGUGUAUUAUUUCUCGAGCCCUGCCUUCAGUGGCGCCUUCGAUAAGCUCCUGAAUAAACUGCUGCGAAGGAAGGAGGAAGACAAAGAUCAGACGGAUUCAACUCAGAACGACGUUUCCACUGUUGAUAAUAGAAGGAUUUAAAGCCGGUGUGUUUGUUUUCCCUGCUCACAUAGCAGGGGAAGUCUAAUUAAUGCAAAAUGCAUGUUAGAUUCCUGCCUACUGAUAGAAUUACAUGUAGAGAUGAGGUUUUGCUGUGGUUGUGAAAAACAUAAUUGCCCAAACAAAAAAUCUAAUAUAAGUCUUAAUGCUGUUGGUAUAGGGUUACCAAAAAUCCUCAAAAGUAUGUAUUAAUAAAAUGAAUCAUGAGCGAUUAAGAAAACAACAACAUUUAAUGUGAUCUAGUCAAAUAUGCCAUGCUAAUUCUUGUAAAUAUGGAUAUAUGUGUAUGCACAUUUUCUUGGUAAGGUAGUUCAUAUAAUACUUUAUAAUGUCAACUGCAUGACACUGAUUAUUAGCCGCACAAUAAAGUAAUAUUUGCAAUACAAAUCAGUUAUAUACAGCCAGAGGGAAGUUUGGAUGAAAGUAAAAGUGGUGAUACCAAAUUGUAGGAAUUCCCUGUUACAAGUAAAAGUCAUGUUCUCAAAGGUUUUUAAUCUGUUUGGACAAAAUUGAAAAGUACUACUUAUACAGAAGGGACCAUUUCAGAAAUAUGUCUAUAAUAUUUAUUUUAAUUAUUCAUAUUAAUGGGCUGCUUUUUAACAUAUACAUAUACCGCUUGGUAGCUUGUGAAUUUCUCCAAUAGUACGCUAUUUAUACAAAAUAAUGCAUACAAGUUUUAUUGUUGUUUUGUCUUGUGAAUCUAGUUCAGCAAUGUAACUCAAAGUAACAAAUAAAG